UGAGUUGGAGUCAUCCCGAAGUUCGUACUUAUAUAUUGCGCGCCUGGUUUCCUCCGUCCACCGAAACAGCUUCCCCACUGAGCCAUGAAUUCGUUCAAUUCCCCUGCAGAUCCAACGUUCUGCAAGGGACCAUGAUUCCAUGAAGCAAACUGCAGCUGUAUUGUAUACACACAGUUCACCUCUCGAAGCCGAGCAGCUCCUCAAACCACCUUACGAUAUCGCAGUCGAGCGAUGUGAGCAGGGCCAGAGUACGCUGACCAAAUAAACCUGGCGGGCUCGCAGGAGCCCCAGCAUGGUCCCGUCGCGCUUCUUCCCUACAGACGAAGAGCUAGGGAAACGGGACGACAACCGCAAACAACCGUGGCGAAGGAGAGGGUCGAUGGCAGGGAGCGGGCCGUUACGAUACCGGUGCAGGAGGAGACGGAUUGUCCCGGUGAUAUUCCUGAUAUGCGCUCUUGUGUUCUACGUCACUCGUCGAGGCGGGUUCACAGAGUGGACGGUAGCAUUCGGGGACAGCUCCUCGCCUUAUGAAGAACCUACCGGCCGGCCUCCGGUUGGUCAUGACGAUCAAGUCCAGGCGAACAUUCCGAAUAAACAUUAUUACGAUGGUCCGCUACGGUUCUUCCGACUCGCAGCGUCACUCCGGCACAUCGACCACCCCUACGGCGGACAGAAGCACAGCCGCCAUGUCCUCUUCGCCGCGUCGAGCCUCAAAAGCGCGUCGAGCCUCAUCCCAAUGGCAUGUGAGAUGGCACAUUGGGACAGGAACUACGUGCACAUUAUACUGCUCGGACGGAACAACUUGUCGCUGAAGGACGUCCAGGAAAUCAAUGGGGUGGACCCGGCCACAUGCGAUGUUAUGUGGCAUGACGGUAGAUCGGACUUCGCGGAAUACAGCACGGAAAAAAGAGCGCAGAGGAGUAUCGCGGCCGCGAUCAUGCAUGUCAAUAUGGUUUUGUCUCCGAGGGCCGUGAUCAUCGAUGAUCCGACGGAGGAAGACGCGUUCUUCGUGACUGGCAUUCGGGCGAAGGUGCAUGAGCUUGGACUCUCGUUGAUCGAGAUCCCGAGAAAGGCGGCAGAGAGUCUAAGGUGGAUUACAAGGCUGGACUCCUCAUCGUUGCGCGCCUGGAAUAUCCCGACGAUCGACAUCCUCGUUCAUGCACCCACGGACUCGUCUGGAUCAUUGAUCGGAAUGAUCAAGUCAUUGCAAGCGACAGACUAUAAAGGUCUUCCAACGCCGCGAUUGAUCAUCGAGCUCCCCGCAAAUGCAGAGCCGUUCACACUCAUGUUUCUGGACAAUCUCGAAUGGCCACCCCCUUCCUCUUCCCCAUCAACCAGUCGGCGACCCAAUCAGCUCAUUCUCCGUCGUCGACUCCCAAGCCGACACCUCACCCCUGAAGAAUCCUCUCUCCGAUUCAUGGAAGGAUUCUUCCCUUCGAAGCCGGGAAACCAUGCCGUCUUCGUCGUCUCCGCGCAGACGCAGCUAUCCCCCACCUUCUACCAUUACCUAUACUUUACUCUUCUCGAGUACCGAUACGGCCAGGUCUCCUCCUCGCUCAUGGGAAUCAGCCUGGACGUGCCUGACACGCAUCUCAACGGCUCCGCUCCGUUCACCCAACCCCUCAGCUCCGAUAUCCGGAGCAAGAAAUACCACACCAGCAAAGACUCCCCCGCCCCCUUCCUUUGGCAAGCACCGAACGCCAACGCCGCCCUCUACUUCGGCGACAAAUGGCUCGAACUCCAAUCAUUCCUCACCCAACGCAUCUCCGCGUUCCACGACGGCAAGAAAACCUCCCCACGCACCAAGAUCGUGUCCCCAACGUUGCCCGCGUGGACGGAAUAUUUCCUUGAACUGAUGCGCGCGCGCGGCUACUCGAUGCUCUACCCCGGCCUCCUCAGCGCCUCCCACUCCUUGGUGACCGUGCAUACCGAACUCUCCAACCCACCUGACGAUUUCCCCCCCGCCAAUCUCGACCUCCCCGACCCGCUUUCCGACACCCCGAACCCAAGAGGCCUCCCCCGUGACCCGCCUACUUCCUCCCCACCCGACCUCUCCGAGCCAUCCGAGCCGUUCCUCCCAGCAUCUUUCUCCUCCACCCCUCUGCACACGGAACUCCCGCUCGCCGACUCCCAGCCGCUCCACGUGCUGCUGCCAUGGGACGGCGACCUCCCCGAGCUCAUCGACCUCCCGCUCCUUUCACACGCGGGUGAGGAAACCAAGAUGUCUGCGACUAUCGACGCAGCGACGGCGUUCGCGGACACGUUUCGAGUCGAUGUGGGAGGGUGUGAUGCGGACGCGGCGGCGACGAAGCGGACGAGUGGAAGACGGGGGUCGACGGCGGAUGAUUUGUUUUGUUUGGAUGAGAGGGAGUAAGGGAUGACUUGUAAAAUGAU
Messenger RNA from Eremomyces bilateralis CBS 781.70, 2394 nucleotides. RefSeq lists its product as uncharacterized. NCBI's taxonomy places the organism in Eukaryota, Fungi, Ascomycota, Dothideomycetes, Eremomycetales, Eremomycetaceae. The record is from RefSeq and is a predicted model, not a curated record. The coding region runs from base 293 to 2374 and encodes 693 amino acids. The transcript has a single exon.